This is a messenger RNA of Cetraspora pellucida, 675 nucleotides long. Lineage: Eukaryota; Fungi; Glomeromycota; Glomeromycetes; Diversisporales; Gigasporaceae. The record is from the annotation of a GenBank genome assembly.
AUGGAUGAAAAUUAUGAUUUUUUUUUAAGAAUUGGUGUGGAUGGUGAGGCACGUGUUGGCAAAUCUAGACUUAUCUCUAAAUUCGCAGAAAAUGAUUUUGAAAAUGGAGUAUACAAAAAUACUUUGCACGCGUAUGUCACAACCUCGUACAUUCAAUUAGAUGACUACACUAUUAAAGUAGAAUUUUUGGAAACCGGAUGGAGUCUCCGACCAAAUAAAAAUUAUGUUGAUGGUGCUAUACUUGUUUACGAUAUUUCUCAAUUUGAUGCAUUAAAGGAAAUAAAAGAACUAUCAAGUGAAUAUAAUAGCAAUAAAAUUCCCAUUAUGAUUAUUGCCAAUAAAUGUGACAACAAUAAGCAUAAAAAUAGUGUCGAUUUUUUAAAAGACAUUAAAGAUUAUUUUGGAGAGGAAUUAAAUAUUUUAGGAGAAGAAUUUUUAUUUGAUAAAACCUCAAUAAAAGAUAAGACUAGUGCUAGUCUUGAUAAAAUCCUAAAAGAAUGCGCAUCUAGACUUUUAGAUUUUAAAGAAACCAAAGAACUGAAUGAAUUGACUUCUCCAAGUAACCAAUUUAAGUCCAUUAUGAAACAUACAACACAAUUAUACUUAUAUGAGGUACCAAAGAAAGUUAUUGGUGGGCGACAACAAAUAGAAGAGAUAUUGCAUGACGGAAUAAAA